CGCUCUGCAGAGCGGAGCGAUGAGCCCGGCCGAUCGCAGGCAGGGCAAGCGGCGGCGAAGGCGGAGAGAGCGAGGCCCAGAGGGAGGAGUCUCCGGCAACGCCAUCGACGGCCCCACCGCAGCUCCGGGUCCUGGAGCCCUCCGGCUGCUGGCUGCCUUUAUUUUGCUGCAGGAGCCUCCUCUGCAUCGGGAUCCUCGCGCGCUCCCUCCGUCUCUCCAUGCCUUUUAG
Messenger RNA from Podarcis lilfordi (Lilford's wall lizard), 229 nucleotides. The record is from the annotation of a GenBank genome assembly. NCBI's taxonomy places the organism in Eukaryota, Metazoa, Chordata, Lepidosauria, Squamata, Lacertidae.